Messenger RNA from Spirometra erinaceieuropaei, 2220 nucleotides. Lineage: Eukaryota; Metazoa; Platyhelminthes; Cestoda; Diphyllobothriidea; Diphyllobothriidae. The record is from the annotation of a GenBank genome assembly.
AUGAUGGCCUUUGCGCCCUGCGUCGUUGUCGCGGGCAUCGUCCUGCUCACAACUGCCGCCGCGAUGGGGACAUCAGCCGAGUAGGUGUUGUUGCGCACUUUUUUCAAAAUUUAUUUGUUUCCCCUGACUUCCUCCUUAGCAUCUUCCCUUCUCAUUGCCCCCGAUUUAACCCGCGCCGGUUUCGGUCCUUGUUCCUUCUGUGUUAAAGUUUUAAGGUUACAAAUGAUUGAUCGUCGUUUUAAACAAUGCUCAUUAAAUGGCGGCUGCCUUAGACGCAACCAACUUUGUUUAACCGUUCUCGAGAAAGAGAUGCGGCAGCCGCAGGAAUGAGGCAUUGCCGCGGCGAAAGCCGUACAAGUUUCGAAGUAUCCAUACUAUUUGGUUCUGCUGCUUAAGUAAGGCGCGCGAUUUCCUCGUUGAGCGGCUUUCAGUAGCCAUCUUUACGCUCUGCCAGCCACCCGUGCCCUCUUCCAAUCUCAGUCCUCUUUAUUUUGCCUUGACACCAAGCCCAGGUGGGGAGGGGGAGUGUGGUAGAUGCUGUGCAAGUCUGUCGUCUCUAGCAACCAGUUCACGAGGAUGGCGAAGGUGCAAGUGUCACGAAGGGCCGAAUUUGGUUUUUCGUUUUAUUAGUCUGCCAUUGGCACGAAAGAGAAUGGAGCAGGAGCACUGCCGAUCCCAGUCUUACGCCGUUUUCACGAAUUACCUAUGUAAUUUGACACAGUGCACCCCGAAUAUUAUGUUCUUUUAAAGCAUCGAAACCUGCGUAUCUGAGAGUACCGGUGCCGAAGGUGAAAGACGGAUCAAUAUGGUCAGCUUGUGUUCGUUUGGAUAGUUGUUUGGCUACAUGAUCGCCGCUGUGGAGUUAAGAGGGGUGAAAUCUCACUUCUUUACACUGGUCCUCGUGCGCGUCGAAUCCGAUCGGAAUGCUCUAGAUUGUUGGCAUUUUCGAUGCCGAAAGAGCCUAGCGAUGAACUGUGACAAUAACUGCUCCUGAAACACGCCGCUCAUGCAAACCCAGGAUAGUGGGAGUGGGGGGGGGGAGGUGGAGGUGGUAACCGUUAUGACGGAAAACUUCACAGGAGCGCUAUACUCCGAUUUGUUCUUUGCGUCAGAUGUGGUUAUGUAGCCGCACAUGAGGCAAACAGACCCCAACCGUCUGUUAUACGGGAUCGGUGGUGAUAGAUGUUUUUACAGGUGGGGCCGGCGAACGCGCCGGUGACGAGGUCAAGAAAGUGUAUGCAAAAGAAUAAUUAUUGGGAAUGCGCGGUUGUACUUUGAGUGGUUGAGGGUAGUUGUCCAGCCCCCUAACCCUAAUCCUUAACAGCAGCCGUGAACCCUAACCCUGAAAUGUCCAACGGAAACGAUAGAAGGAGACGACAGGUCGAAAGUCAAGAAGGACCACCGGCACUGGGCCAAAAAAGGCAGACACGGCAACAAAGAAACAAGGCCGCCAACAGAACACACACCGCAGCGCACAGUAACACCAUGCCAACGUAAUCACACCCAAUCAAAAUAAUUAAGUAGGUUGACAGCACUGUGUCCAUCAGGUGCGGUUACAUAACCACACCUUACCGUGUUUGGCCGUGGAUCCUCAAGUUUAUAAAUAUGCUUCGGCACCAUCGAUCGAUGACACAUAUAUUAGCAGUUCACGCUCAGACUCAGAACCUAUUGACUAUUACUCGUAUGUUUUUUGCUCGAUAUUUUCGUAUCAUUCUCCUUUUUUACCAUCAUUUGUAGGAUGUCUUAUGCCGCAGGAUCAACAGCCGUGGUCAGUGGUCUCACAAUAAUGCCGGUUCUCGUCCUCAUGCGGCACAAGGCGAAGCGUGUAAAAGAGCAAACGCUUGCCCUGGAGGGCUGGAUCUACAAGCACAUCAGACACUAAUCUAGCACGCCGGUGAGUACAUUCCCCCCACCCAGUGACCCGAAUUCAUUGCAACAGCAAACCGACCUUGCUUCCAGCUUUAGUUUCCUGCAAGUAAAUCUUAAGGCCUUACAUACACCACCUACUCAUCCCUUAGUGACCUGAAUUUUGUUGCAGAAGCAAGCUCGUCUAGCGGUGUGACAAAAGUAGCUUCCAACCUUAGUUUCCUGCAAUUUUUGAGAAAAUAAACCACUGAGCUGAACCCUGUCUACCUGCAUUUUUUAUCGAAUUCAGGAACCGUCACCCAAGGACCAAUGACUAUUGGCAUCAAACCACCCGACAUUCACCAUUGUACAUAA